Molecule: messenger RNA, 1239 nt
Organism: Exophiala aquamarina CBS 119918
Lineage: Eukaryota; Fungi; Ascomycota; Eurotiomycetes; Chaetothyriales; Herpotrichiellaceae
Exons: 1
Coding region: 1-1239 (412 amino acids)
Cellular component (GO): nucleus
Source: RefSeq, a predicted model, not a curated record
AUGCCAGUGUCAACCGAACCUUUGAGGCUCUCUUGUGGGCAUGAGGCCCAGGGUACCUCUAAGUUGGGUUUCUUGGCGCUUUGCGUUCGCUUGUUAGACAUCCGGGAUCGGAUCUCAAGGUAUGCUUUCCUAUUCGAGGAGGUGCAUCAGAGUGGUAACACGAUCGAUAGGUUGAUACAGAAGAUCAUACGCCACCAUAAACAUCUCUCAGACUACCUUCCAAAGCUUCAAACUCUGGAACAUGAACUUGAAGCCCUGCGGCUUUCUCUUCCUCUUGGUUCUAUUUUCACCACAAAGAACGUGUUUCUUCGUGCCUACACACCUGAGCGCACCAUGUUUGUCAUGUUUCAUGUCUGGUGGCAUCAAUGUCAUUGCGAUCUUUACCGGUUCACCAUCCCCGGAUUCAGAGAAGCCCUCCCGGCAGAUGAACUUGAAGCUCUUCCUAAGGUAUUUUCGUCAUAUUGCCGAAAGAAAUGUCUAGAACAUGCUCUUGGGGUUUCCAAGGUUAUCUCCUGUGUGAUUGAGUUAGGGGAAGACAUAUUCAUCACUGAUCCUAGCAUUGCUAUAUGCUCAUUUCACUCCGCACGGAUUUUGUUCCACUUAGGACAACCAGAGCUCGAAAAUUUACCAGCAUCGGAGCUCCUUGCCAAUCUGACAACGUGCUCGAAGAUCCUUGAUCUUCAAGCAGGGAUUUAUCCAACCACUAAACUCCUCCAGAGUGGCAUUCAGGACUUAAUCCACGAUCCACGGCCUAAUUCGGGCAGAUCUAGCCCGCUGCGCUCAUCGUGGGAGGCAAAACAAUCGAGUGAUGAGAGAGAGUCGUCACGAUUACAGGCAGGAAAGAGCUCCGAGUCCCAUGAUAUUUGCUCGAAGUAUAGUAUUGCUGAAGAAAUUCGGAGUCUGAAGUUCCCAGCCGAAGAAUACGGCCUGUUACCUAGUUUCGUCGUCGAAUCCGAACGGCUUCAAGGACUCGAUCGGAAUGAUAGGAAUGAUAGCGAGCAUUUUCUGGGGACCAUGACUCAACCAGACGAAGACAAUAUGUCUCUAGGACUUAGUUCUCGUGUAGAGUCCACCUUACCCAUCCCAGAUACUCAAUGUCCUACAUUUUCACCUAGAUUUGGUGCUUGGUAUGGGACGGAGGAUGAUGGAUUGUCGAUGAUGUUGGGGUUGGAUCUAGAUCGGGGCCUGGCACAACCUGACAUUUUCUUGGACGCGUUCUUCCCACCAGAAAAUGUCUAG